This is a messenger RNA of Fusarium keratoplasticum, 582 nucleotides long. Its product is annotated as Chitinase. The transcript has a single exon. Gene Ontology annotation, molecular function: chitin binding. Bases 1 to 582 code for a protein of 193 amino acids. The record is from RefSeq and is a predicted model, not a curated record. Lineage: Eukaryota; Fungi; Ascomycota; Sordariomycetes; Hypocreales; Nectriaceae.
AUGACCAAUUCUCUAGGCCAUCGACGCCUAUCACUCUUGAACUUACUUGCAUUUUGCUCCUUUCUUCUCCACUCCUCGCUUGUCCUGGGCUAUGCUCAUAGUCAUGCCAAACAUGACCAUCUUCAUCACCUCCAUGGGCAAUCUCUCCGAGCAGCAACCUUAGCCACAACAAAGGCUACGUCCACGGGCCAGGACGACUUCACUUGUGGCCCGGAUAAACCAUGCUCCAACGAAGCUUGCUGCGGCGAGGAUGGCUGGUGCGGCUACGGCCCCAAUUACUGCGGUGAUGGCUGCCAAUCCAACUGUGACGCCAAGGCUGAGUGCGGCCAGUUUGCUGCAACUGCUGGCAAGACGUGUCCUCUCAAUGUCUGCUGCUCGCAGCACGGCUUCUGCGGCACGACGGCUGACUUUUGCAACGACGGCUGCCAAUCCAAUUGCGACAGCCCCAAGCCUAACGCAGCCGCUUCAGACCCUCAGAAGGUCGUCAUCGGAUAUUGGGAGACGUGGAAUAUGGACAAACCCUGCGGCACUAUGGGCCCAGGAGAGAUCCCCGUUGAGCUGCUCACUCAUCUUUUUGUUUAA